GCCGCCCUCGCUACUGCCAUCAACGCAGGAGCUGGACAUACUAAGAGAGAUGCCAUUUCGAAGCCUAGCGACUCAUCUCGAUGUAUCCCAAUCGGAGGCCUCACGGCUGGGAGAGGGCUCAGUUGAGCCAACAUGCUACGUACCGUUGGAGGAGCCCCUUGACCCCGAGAUGGAGACAGACAUGCGGGACCGAGAGGAGCGUCAAGAUCCUGAGAUGGCAGCCGAGCGGCCGGAUCCGAUGCGACCUCAGGGUAGAGAGGUGAUCACGGUUGGGGACGAUACCCCUCCAUGCUCCCCAGCUCUAGAGCCAGCACAACAUUCAUGGCGAGAGGGGAUUCCCAAGCCAAGCAGUGAGGAGAUUCUGGAGUUUCCCCCUGAGGCCACCACCAUACCUGAGCAGGAGGCAAAGGCGGAGGACCAGGGUGUGUGUGAGAGAGCGAGGAUGGAGGCGCCCCUUGACUUGCCCUCGGCCACGCAGGUGACCAAGUGCCCGGAUAUCGAGGAACCCGUUUCAGCAGAGUUACCGCCAGUAGUGCCGCGCGCGAGCGAAGGGGCAGAGGUGGAGGCUUCAACUCCGGGAGACCAGGGGCCGCGAGUGGAAGGAACCCCAAGAGAGACCCGCGAAGAAAAGUCCGCCCGAGUGCGGGUCCGUCUGGACGAGAUAUACGCAAGACAGGCUGAGAUGGAGACGUCAGGGAUAGAGCCGACACCGCCGAUCGUGCCCAAGACGAGUGAGCAGAGGAUCGACGAGUUGUGGGCUAGGUAUGAGAGCCAGAGGGAUGCAGCCCGCCAGAGGUCACGAGAGGCAGGACGGGCGGACGAGGAGACGAGUGAGCUGAGAGAAAUGGGGGACUUGGGAUUCUCCGCGACCAGGCAGGCGAUUGAGCGCAUGGAUCGGAGGGUAUGCGAGACGGCAGUCACAUCUUUCCAGUGGUAUAAUCUACUCAGCAAUGAGCUCAGGGUUAAGGAGUUGGAGGUAGAACACCUGACUACUCUGCUUGCCGAGGAGAGGGCGAGGAGCCAGACCAGAGAGGUUGAGUGGGAGAGGAGAUUUGCGGAGAUGGCGGCCGCUAUGGAUAGGCUCUUAGCAGCCUGGGAGGCUAGCCAGAUGACACCUGAUAGCCAGGGCUGUGGGGUGCAGGCGCUGCCGAAUCAGGAAGUAGCAGUGGAGGUCCCUCGUCAGGCCGAGCCGAUGGAGGAGGCGCCCUUGGACGCAGUCGAGGAGGAGAGUGGCGCGCAGGAGUCACUUAUGGCUAUGUCCACGGAGAGGAGAGGUUCGCGCUUGCAUGAGCUGGCGACAACCAUGGGGAUACGCACUCCACAAGAGAGGCCUUAGAGACUCGAUGCUCCUGAGCAGGCCCCAAGGUUGGGAGAGUUGAGGGCGGAGCUGGGCUCCUGGGCCACGGAGA
This is a messenger RNA of Chara braunii, 1409 nucleotides long. The record is from the annotation of a GenBank genome assembly. Lineage: Eukaryota; Viridiplantae; Streptophyta; Charophyceae; Charales; Characeae.